Molecule: messenger RNA, 1085 nt
Organism: Carcharodon carcharias (great white shark)
Lineage: Eukaryota; Metazoa; Chordata; Chondrichthyes; Lamniformes; Lamnidae
Gene: psma1
Product: proteasome 20S subunit alpha 1
Exons: 10
Coding region: 108-896 (262 amino acids)
Biological process (GO): ubiquitin-dependent protein catabolic process
Cellular component (GO): proteasome core complex, alpha-subunit complex; nucleus; proteasome core complex
Source: RefSeq, a predicted model, not a curated record
GAUGAUUCGAUAGUCUUUGUUUUUCCCCUGGCUGGCGCCCAGGGGUGAUCCAUCGAUCCGAGGCACUAUCGAUCACUGCUGGAAGGGAACGGCGCGCAAGCAGCAAAAUGUUCCGUAAUCAAUAUGACAAUGAUGUCACAGUUUGGAGCCCGCAGGGACGUAUACAUCAGAUUGAAUAUGCAAUGGAGGCAGUGAAACAGGGUUCAGCCACUGUAGGGCUCAAGUCAAAAACCCAUGCCGUUCUGGUAGCUUUAAAGAGAGCUCAGUCAGCAUUGGCUGCUCAUCAAAAAAAAGUCCUUCAUGUUGACAAUCAUAUUGGCAUCUCCAUUGCUGGUCUCACAGCUGAUGCUAGGCUGUUGUGCAACUUCAUGCGUCAGGAGUGUUUGGACUCAAGAUUUGUGUUUGACAGGCCACUGCCAGUAUCGCGUCUCGUGAGCCUGAUUGGAAGCAAAACUCAAAUUCCAACACAGCGUUAUGGAAGGAGGCCAUAUGGUGUGGGAUUGCUUAUUGCUGGUUACGAUGAUAUUGGCCCUCACAUUUUCCAGACUUGCCCGUCGGCUAACUACUUUGACUGUAAAGCCAUGUCAAUUGGUGCCCGUUCACAGUCUGCUCGAACUUACCUGGAGAGAAACAUGGAUGAGUUCCAGGAUUGUAAUUUGAACGAAUUGGUCAAACAUGGUCUGCGUGCAUUGAGGGAAACACUUCCUGCUGACCAAGAUCUUACCACAAAGAAUGUCUCAAUUGGAAUUGUGGGUAAAGACAUCGAUUUCACCAUUUAUGAUGACAACGAUGUUACACCAUUUUUGGAAGGCUUGGAAGAAAGACCCCAGAGAAAGGCGCCUCCAGCUGAUGAUGCAGCUUCAUGUGAAAAACCAGAAGAACCAAUGGAGCAUUAAUCUGUUGACCUAUCAUCUUGUGCUUUGUAGCUACAUUUGCAGCAUAGCAGAGGCAGGGCAUUUGAGACAGCUUAUGUUUCAGUAAAACAGGGAUAAAAAUACCAUAAUUGGUUAUUUUCUAUAAAGAUUUUGUAACCUAUCGACAUAAACCAACUGUAAAAUCAAUAAACCCUUCAUGUAUUCCCAAAA